Protopolystoma xenopodis is the source of this 2367-nucleotide messenger RNA. NCBI's taxonomy places the organism in Eukaryota, Metazoa, Platyhelminthes, Monogenea, Polystomatidea, Polystomatidae. The record is from the annotation of a GenBank genome assembly.
AUGCUGACGCGUCUCAGACAUAAAACCCCCGAAAAAUUAGCCCAACUGACUAGACGACUUAGUAAAAACACCAGAUUGUCAGAAACAUCAGACACAAAGAAAGAGGAUGAAGUGACCGAUGAGCAGGUAUCGAAAAUUCAUGAAAUACUUACUGAAACGACUAUGACUCUGGCUGAUAUGGAGCUACGUGGAAGAACACAGAGUUGUUAUGAGGGUAAUGACAGUCCGGCUGAAGAGGGUGAAAGUGAAGAUGAUAGGGAUGACGAUGAGGAAGAGGCGGAGGAACAGGAAGAUAGACUACCCUCGCCAAGUCCACGGAAACGCAAACAAGGCUUUAUAAUGAGUUCAACUCCUACUGGGUUUGUGAUGCCAACAGUAAGUCAUCAACUUCAUCUAUAUCCACAGACAGCUUCGCCCGUUUCCGAGGCUGGCGUUCACCUGGAUUUAGGGAUCGAGAGAAAGAGCUCAAACAAAAUAGAGGCCUCAUUUGACUAUAUUCUUGAUGAGACCGAUGAGAGCAAUUGUGUUUGGGCUUGUCACUGGCUGGAUAGGAAUGAAGAAGAGGAAGAACAGGGAGAACAAGGAGAACAAGAUGACAGAGUAGAAAAUAGACAUAUAAGUGAGGGGCAUAAAGAGGAACAAAGAGACGAUAAAUAUGAAGAUUCAGAAGAAGAAGAUGGAAAUGAGUUGGCAAAUGAAUCAGAUUCAGAAUCAUAUGUAAAACGCCGAAGCAAAAAGAUAUUAGUACAGAAAAAGAAUAAGAAAUUUGAAGUUGACGAGGAUGCAGUAAGUGUAUUCAACAUCAACAUUUGUGAUGAACACGAUGGCAUAGAUCAAAGUACUGGAGGAGACUCUUGUGAGGCUGGAUCCUCGAAGGAAUCUUCGUUUGGUAGCACAGGUGACACGUUUGAGACAGCCAUCCUAAUACUGGAUCUUCCCAUUGAGUCUAACGGAUCAGAGACCACUGCUAGCGUCCAGCUUUCAGAGCCCAACGUCUCCGAGCUAGUGGGAACUGCGGCUAAAAAACCAAGCUGUCCAUGCCGGCAGCAUCAGCAGGCUCAACUCUGGCGAAAACUGAUAAAGAAUGCCGAGAGUAGACAAAAUCAUGGAGACGAGGACAUUAGGGGAGAUGAGCAAAUACAGGAUGCGGAUCGAAUAAAUGCGUGCAAGUGCUGCUGGUGCCCGCGGGUCUGUGGUUUGGGGCUUGUAGCCAGCCAGACUCAAGUCUACCCCUGCUGCUGCAAUAGUUGUUGCUGCCUUUUCAUUCCUGAGUUAACGAGAUUAAGUAAGUUCCGUGGAGAAGUUGGUCGGAAGCCGGGGCUUGUCGAGCGUACAGAGAAACAGAGGGAGGAAGCUGAGGAGAGAGCACUAACCAAAAAGAGUUUAGUAGAGACAGAUAGGUUUGAAAAUCAUAACGUCUUCCUUCCGCGGACCCAUGAGAUAGAAGAACAGUCGGAGUGCAUAUUGAAAGGAUUUGGAGUGCGAUGUCAGGAUGGAUUAAAGCCACCGCCAAGAAGGCGUAAGACUGCAGGCUCACAUGGUGUUGAAGGGUUCUGUAGACAACAUUACAUUUAUCAGGUUCAGCAACUUCUUUGCCGCUACCUACAUCCGCAACAGCACAGAUCCAGUCAACAUAUUCAAAACCGGCCAAACUCUAACAUACAACGAGUCAAUGCGUAUGUGGCCAGAGGGAACACAGCGUGUCAAUUGGCGUUGCACGUUGGCUUGCAUCGUAAUUCUCUGCACACUUGGCUGCAGGCAAGUGACCAUAGGAAACCUUUAUGCCAGGUCUUUCAACAACUCGAUCUCCAGCAGCUUCAGAAACAGCCAAAUUUACGAGAACCAUACUCCUUGUUGCCCAAUCAAACACUGAAGGGAAUCAGUUUGCCAAUUACGCGUUGCCAACACAUUCGCAGCCCCAUUUAUCAUCAUUCCCACCAUUAUCCGCAUUACAACCAUCUUUACCCGAAUAAUCCCCACAAUCCUCACACCUGCAACAACCAUUACCACCAGAACCUGGUUCACUAUGCGCGCUUGUUAACCCGUCGUAUUGCUCUUCUCUCCAGCGUGCCCACCUUUCAGGCACUCACCGUGGAAACCCUGAGUAAGCUUGCCGAUGCCCUGGAGGAGAUGCACUUCAAGCCAAAUGAAUACAUCAUUCGCCAAGGAGCUCGAGGCGAUACCUUCUAUAUCAUCGCUAAUGGCCAGGUGAAAGUGACGCAAAAUGAGGCAGGCUCUGGCGAACUCGAAGGUCAGGCAGACGAAUCUUUCAGGCAAGGCAUCGGCACAGGUUCAGCUAAACGGGAGAAAUUUAUCCGUCUGAUGGAUCGUGGCGAAUGGUUUGGAGAGAAGGCGUUGAAUAAGUAA